This is a messenger RNA of Durio zibethinus, 1420 nucleotides long. RefSeq names its product protein THYLAKOID FORMATION1, chloroplastic-like. The record is from RefSeq and is a predicted model, not a curated record. Gene Ontology annotation, cellular component: chloroplast thylakoid. NCBI's taxonomy places the organism in Eukaryota, Viridiplantae, Streptophyta, Magnoliopsida, Malvales, Malvaceae. Gene Ontology annotation, biological process: photosystem II assembly; protein import into chloroplast stroma; photosynthesis.
GCUUCUAACACUGGAUAAGCCCCUCUUCUGUCUCUCUCUCUCCUCAGUUUCAAGCCAAGUUUCCACGAUGAUAUAACUUUGAAAUCCCAAAUUGCCAAACCCAAAAAUUCCUUUUUUUUUUUUAAUACUUAUAUAAUACAUAUACAGUUAGUUCCAAUGGCGGCAGUUAGUUCUCUAUCUUUCUCGGCAAUUGGUCAAACUUCCGCCGACAGAAAAGUCAAUGUCUCAUCGGCUCGUUAUCUGGCUUCCAAUUUCGAAGGAUUCGGUUUCCGCACAAGCCUUUUGUAUCAUUCCCUCGGGGUUCGAGUUUCCACUGCAGCUUCUUCUUCCGUUGUUCAUUGCAUGUCUACUGCUACUGAUGUCCCAACUGUAUCUGAAACAAAGUCGAAUUUUUUAAAAGCAUAUAAACGACCCAUCCCAAGUGUGUACAACACGGUUUUGCAGGAGCUGAUUGUGCAGCAACAUUUGAUGAGGUACAAGAGGACUUACCUGUAUGAUGCCGUCUUCGCCCUUGGUUUUGUUACUGUAUAUGAUCAAUUGAUGGAAGGAUAUCCGAGUGAUGAGGAUCGAGAUGCCAUCUUCCAAGCUUAUAUCAAAGCAUUGAAAGAGAAUCCCCAACAGUAUAGAAUUGACGCACAGAAAUUGGAAGAGUGGGCCCGUGCUCAAACUUCCAGUUCACUAGUUGAGUUUCCAUCAAGAGAUGGAGAAGUUGAGGGGAUACUGAAAGACAUUGCAGAAAGAGCUGGGGGAAAGGGGAGUUUCAGCUAUAGCCGUUUCUUUGCUGUUGGGUUGUUUCGUCUUCUUGAGCUGGCCAAUGCAACUGAACCUACAGUUUUAGAGAAGCUUUGUGCAGCCUUAAAUAUCAACAAAAGAAGUGUGGACCGAGAUCUUGAUGUGUAUAGGAAUCUUCUUUCCAAGCUGGUUCAAGCGAAAGAGUUGCUUAAGGAGUAUGUUGAUAGGGAAAAGAAGAAAAGAGAAGAAAGAUCAGAAUCGCAGAAGGCCAAUGAGGCCGUCAAAAAUUGUUUGGGUGAAUACCAGUACGUUGGCCGGUAAUUUGAUCUGUCUACUCCAGUAUGCUUAUCAUCUUUGGUGAUACUUCAAUACCCAUUUUGUUUGCUCCGAGGUAGAAACAGAGUAGAAACAGUAACCUCCAUCAUUUAGGCGCAAUGUGUUAUAUUAUAACUUGUGUACUGUUUUCAGUUUGGAUAUAUGUGUUUUUCCGAUACAGUCUCAACUCUUCUAAGUGCAUCCUUUGCUCAUAGUCCAUCAACUUCUUAUGGCAUCGUAGAACAUUUGUCUCAUUUCGAUUAAAUCCAUUCACAAGUUUCAAGAUUUAUCCAUUCUCUUGAUUUCUUUAAUGUAAUCUAAACAUAGGAUUCUGUAAAUGUUAUAUAUAUACAUGAAAUCCUCAUUCUACUCU